This is a messenger RNA of Gallus gallus (chicken), 3426 nucleotides long. RefSeq lists its product as uncharacterized. The transcript has 2 exons. Lineage: Eukaryota; Metazoa; Chordata; Aves; Galliformes; Phasianidae. Bases 150 to 659 code for a protein of 169 amino acids. The record is from RefSeq and is a predicted model, not a curated record.
GGCCCCGCGCACCACCGCAGCUCGCCCCCGGCCCCGGCCCUCCGCACGCCGCGCCCCCGCCCAGCUCACCCGUGCUGGGCCGCGGCCCGCCGCUUGUUGAGCAGGCAGAGCAGCGCGCAGGCGGCGGCCGUGCCGCCGACGAUGGCGGAAUGGCGCACGGUGAGGUACUUGCUGUAGGCAGCCAUGGCGCGAGUGCAGCCGCAGAGCCGCAGCCGAGCCCAGCCGUUCCGAGAGGGCGCAGGGAAUGCCGGGACGAGGGGCGGGGCACGCCCGGCCUCGCCUCCGCCGGCCGGAGGGAGAUUGUGUGCCUGUCAGUGUACGCUGUCAGCGCCGUGCCGGGGCUCGCCUGGGGGGGGGGGGAAGGCAGCGGCUUGUGCAACGGGGACUGCUGGAGGGGGGCGGUCAGCGCUCCCUCCCGUCUUCCCGCAGCGGUAGCGCCCCCGCGCCGCUCCGCGAGCAGUGGAUUAAAGGCGACGGGCGAGCGGGCGCCUCUGAGGGGCAGUGAGGGCGCCCAGUGCCCGGCUCCCGUCUUCUCCCUGCGGCGUCUCGGCCUGGCGGCUCCUGUCUGCGCGCGCGCGGCUCGCUGUGCAGCUGUACGCCCAGUGGCCCUGAGAGGAGCUGCCAAGCUUAACUUUCAACACAGAGGAACAUGUUCCUAGCGUGACUAUAGAAAAGCCGCCCCUGCCCGGGCAGAGCCGCACGGCCCGCCCCCGCGGAACCUGUUCUACCCGUAGGUGCCUUUCCUUCGCCGUUCGCCAGGCCGAGCUGUCCCAGCGCAAACACCCGGGCCAGUAUCACUGUCGUCGCACCAGGGGCAAGUUUGUCUCUUGGUGCCGAAGCUGCGGUCUCAAAACAUCCAAUUGUUCGCAUGUUCUAGAGCACUGGAGAAAGGGCUGUGAGUUCGAGUUCUCUGGUACUGGAGUGUGUCUCUUGGACAGUUGGUAAUCGCUCUGCUUUAAAGCAUCAGUACAUUGCUGUUUGGGGAGGAACUGUGGUAAAGUAUUCCACGUGUAUUCUGAUCCUCUGGAAGAUAUGCAUCAGAAUCACAAAACAUUAUGAAGUUUAUUGUGUAUGAAAAUUCUGCUCUCUAUAUUGCCCAGAGUUGAAGGCCCUAUCUUGGUGGGUGUUUGUUGGGUUUUUUGUUUGUUUGUUUGUUUUUGAAAUUUUAGAUAUUUUGACAGCAGGUAAAUGUGAAAAGCUAAAGCUAGGUAAUAUCCUCACCAAAUAAAAUUUCUUAUGUUCAAAUCAUUAUGAAAAUGAAAGUCUAGAAAUUUUCUUUGAGGUACAGUUUUGCUGGCACUCUUCAUCUCUGUCUGUGCUGGGAUCAAGAACAAUGUAAUGUUGUGACUUUUUACAAAUCCUCUUCCCUCCGUAAGCUUAGGUUGGUCGUACCCUUCCUCUGAACUAUCUUUCAAAUAUAGCCCAACUCUGUGUACAAUGUUCAUCUAUUUAGGCCAUGCUGACCUUUGUUGUUUGCAUGACUUGUGCUCUGCUAUGAUUAUCUUCUGUCCUUACCCCACUUUUUGAGUUUACCCAGUACCAUAUCCCGUAUUCCAUUCAUCUUCUACCUUGUCUUUAAAUAAUUUCACAAAUGCCUGCCAUCUUCUAGGAAACUUGUCUCGUGCAUCGAGUUCUCUCACUGUUUAAUCAACUGUCUUCAUUGUUCAGUGUUGCUUUUUAUCAAAAAAAAAAACUUUGUAGUGGAACUAAUAAACGGGCACUUAGUCCAAAACAAGAGGUUUUAAUUGAUCUGUUAUUUCAUCGGUUUCCAACAACGCUCGCGGGUGAGUAUAUUUGUGGUAAAAUCACCCACACUGAUCAAAUGCUUCCGUGACAGAAGUUCCUUCUUUGUUCUUCAAUUUGAGAUCUGCUGCAUUUCAGUACUCCACACGUUGUGGUCACUUUGUGUUCUCGGCAUUCUUGGUACAAGUCAUCUGGAAGAAUUUUCCAGGGUAGCAGGUAAUGACAACAUUAGUUCGAGUGUAUCUCAAAUGUAAAAGCCGGAGCUUAGAAGAAAAGAAAGCAAACUACCAAGAGUGUCAUCUCUAUUAAUGAUGGCAUGCGUAGCUUCCCUGAAGAAGCAAGAUCAAAUUGAGACCUGUGCUUUUGAUAUGGUUAAUGGUAUAGUUCAAACUUCUCAUUAGCUAUGUAAAAACAUUCAUAUUGAGAAAGCCAUUUAAACUUGGGACUGUGCUAUGGAAGACUGAAAUGUCUAGGAAUAGAAAAGCAUAUUUACUAUUAAAGUCUCAAAUCCAGUAAUUGAAAUAAGGCGACCUCAUAACAGCAAUAUUAGGUUGUGGUCUGUUAUCUGAAAUGUUAAGCAGAAGUACCCACCUAAGCACUUCCCAGCCCAGCUGGCUGCUCUCCAUACAGGGUGCCAUAUUUUCAGUUAUGCUGGUUUAUGAAACCAGAUUAUGAAAUAAUUUAGAAAAUUAACAUUGGAGGACAGAUAAAAGUUGGCAGCUUUUAAUUUUUAACCUAGAUCCACUCCCUGACAAUUUUUGCAGUGCAACUCCUGAAAUACUUGAUUGGGCAAAAUAUGUUGUGCUUUAAUUUCACAAUAAGUGAAAUGUCUGUUUAAUAAAAAGCAGUGGUAAAACUGCUAAACAGUUUAGAUUCUCAAGUCAUAUCCUCACUCAAUAUCGAUUUCAGUCUGUUGAGUUUUAGGGAACAGUUUUAAGACAGGAAUAUUAGAAACUUGUAUGGAGUAUUUUGUCCAACUAGAAACCAUGUGAAUACAUCUAGUUUAAAUGGAGUCUGGAUUAACAAAUGAGAAGAUGCUCUGAUUUGUUUUUUCUUAGAACAGGAAGAACCUGUAUUAUUUGCUGUUGGCACUUGGCAUACAACAACCAGCUAGUUUCUGAGAACAACAUAUCUAAUAAUUAAAUGAAAACCAUGUUGUUUAUUGUAGGCUCAGUGUAACAUUAAUAGCAGGGAGAGCAAUUUGCAAGUGUUGUGAAAGGUAGCAGAGAAAUGAAACUAAUUUAUGUAAGUUGAUGUAAGCUGUAAGGUGCAAAUUAUAUUGUGUGUGUAAGUUAAGUUUGAAAGUAGUUUGUAUGGUGCUGGUGUCCAUUCUGUAGACUUGCACUUGCCUGAUAUGUAAGUUCAUAUAAAUUCAGCAAGAUUGUUCACUUGUUUGAUGUUACUGUGAUACUUGAAAACUUACUUGUACUAACUAGUAGAGCAAGGACAGUUCCAGAGACUGAUAUGGUGCCUUCUGUCAAAUCUGUGUUCCGACUUCGGUUUAUCCAGCCACUUUCAGUUUACGGUUUUAGAAUUUGAAAUAGCUUGCAGGGAGAUCAAUGAAUACUCUACUAAUGCAGGCAACAGUGUUAAAUGAUAAGGUUUUGCCAGCUCUGCUGAAGUCCUGUGCCAGAGUAUUAAUUUCUUGCAUGAUUUUUAACAGAAGGAAAUGAUUCAUCUGAA